Molecule: messenger RNA, 288 nt
Organism: Kwoniella shivajii
Lineage: Eukaryota; Fungi; Basidiomycota; Tremellomycetes; Tremellales; Cryptococcaceae
Exons: 3
Coding region: 1-288 (95 amino acids)
Source: RefSeq, a predicted model, not a curated record
AUGCCUCCCAAACGAGAGCGAUCUUCCGAUUCCAACGAAGGAUCUAGCACCACACCAUCGUACCAAAAAAAAGAGUCUAAACUUCCAAGUGAGCUAUCGCCUUUACUCGUACCCGGAAGGAAAGCAUGGACCGCCGAAGAGGAAGAAGCUUUCCUCGAGAUAAUCGAUGAAGUAGUCAAAGCUGGUCUAUGGAACGCAGCUAAGUCACGCUCUGAAUUGAAAGGUAGAAAGCAGGCUACUGUCCAAUCUCAUUGGGAUGCACUUUUCAAGAAAUUGAACAAGUCUUGA